Molecule: messenger RNA, 2351 nt
Organism: Pungitius pungitius (ninespine stickleback)
Lineage: Eukaryota; Metazoa; Chordata; Actinopteri; Perciformes; Gasterosteidae
Gene: acbd4
Product: acyl-CoA binding domain containing 4
Exons: 11
Coding region: 222-1448 (408 amino acids)
Biological process (GO): fatty acid metabolic process
Cellular component (GO): cytoplasm
Molecular function (GO): fatty-acyl-CoA binding
Source: RefSeq, a predicted model, not a curated record
UAUCUGCCACGUCAUUUGACGCAGAACUCGCCUCCGUAGACCAGAAUGCAGUGACCGGAGAUGGUCUGUCCGUCUGUCCUUCCGUGGCCCGUCCCAACGUCCAACCCAGCGGACGUUUCCGGGUGACCCUGCGCGCGCGCGUGUGUGUGUGUGUGCGUGCGUGCGCUCUCGGAUCCAGUGGCCCCUGUCCCGUCCAGCUAGACCAAGCGCGCGGGAGGGUCAUGCCAGUCCCGGCGAUGGCUCAUCCCGUGGUGGACCACCAGAGACGGUUUCAGGCCGCUGUGGAUGUCAUCCAUAACCUCCCCAAAGAUGGUUCCUACCGUCCGUCCUAUGAGGUCAUGCUGCGUUUCUACAGUCUGUACAAGCAGGCCGUGUGUGGGCCUUGCUCAGUGCCUCGACCCGGCUUCUGGGACCCGGUGGGUCGCUACAAAUGGGAUGCCUGGAGACGCCUGGGAGAGAUGAGGAGCGAGAGCGCCAUGGCAGCAUAUGUGGACGAGAUGAAGAAAGUGGCACAGGAGGUCGUCGACACCCUGCCCAUGAACGAGAAAACGGCCUCGCUCUUCCAUCACUUCGAGCCCCUCUACCUGGUGGUUGACGACAUGCCACGCCCCCCAGGGUCUCUCCUCGCACUUGGAGCGGGUCUUAAAGGCAGUGUGGAGGUGGAGGGUGUGGAGCCGGCCCGCGAUGAAGAUACCCAUCCAGAUGAGGAGUCGGUAGGCCUCACUGAAAGCAGCAUCCCUAAUGGUUCCGGUGAGGGUUUGGCCUUGACCAGUGACUCAGAGAGCGAGAUCUUCUGCGACUCUGUGGAUUCAGUGGAGCAACUCGGCAAUGUCAAGAUUCCUGUGGUCAAGAUCAACGGUUUCCACGGCGCCCAUGUGUCCCUGGAGUCGGCUCCCGGUCAGAGCCACCAGCCAGAGGGCAUCCUGGGGGUGCGGCAGGUGGGGGCGGGUCAAGGUGGAGAAGGGGCGGAGGACGGAAAUGGUCCAGGUCCAAACAGGAGGGGUCGAGACACCGGGAGGGAAGGCUCCCUCCACAACUGGAGAGAACGUGGCGUUCCUCAGGGCCGAAGAUGGGGGGGCCCCACCGGCGGGGGAGGAGGGGCCGGUCGAGGAGGAGGGGACGGUUCAGAGGGCGGAGUAGAGCGGCUGCACGAUGCCCAGCUGCAGCAGCAGAUCAUCCUGGCCCUGCGGAGGCUCAGGGAGGACAUGAGGAGCGUGAUGGAGCGGCUGGAGGUGGUGGAGAGGCUCGCCGCCACACACGCGCAGAGCUCGCCGUGGCGCUCGUGUCUACAGUGUGAAGCCGCUGCCUCCAAGCAGCAGGAGGACAGGUGGUGGCUGUUUGACGUGUCGGGUCAGGCCGUCGUGCUCUUCCUGCUGUGGCCCUUCGUCGCUCAGGGUCUGGUGUCCCUGCUGAGGAGAGCCCAGCGGAGGAGUCGCACGUCGUCCUGAGCCGCCGGAGCAAGACGGCCAAUCUUGUUCUUAAAAUAGGAAUUCCAGGGGGGGGGGGGGGUUCUCGGCCCUCCCUCACACGUGCACUGAAACCAAGGGACCUCCCGCCUCCUCAGAGAGGAGACGCACCACCCGGUGGAGGGGCCCGCCUCUGGAUCCAGAGACCCGCCCACUCACUGCCACACACACCUCUCUUUGACGGAUUUUAGUAUGGAAGCUGAUCAUGAGUGUAAAUUAUUGGUUAUUUAAUCCUUGUAAGAUAUAGUCAUCAUGCUCCAUUUACUCAUGGAUUCACCAUGAUAACACCUCAUCACUUCACAGGAAUGAACUCUAACCCAAUUGAAUUGUUGGCCUCAGAUUGUUAGUCAGUCUCUUUUCACUGCUCCGUAUGCUAACGGGACAAUAAUUCCUUCAUGAUCGGGUCCUCUGAGAUGAUGAAUGUCACUGAGGAUGUGACUGCUCAUUCAUGUAUAAUACUAGUGCAUGAGCUCUAGGAAUAAAUCUUUAAUGAAUAGAAGGUGGUGGUUUUGUCUUGGUGGUAAACGGACAGUGUAGAGGCACCAAUACAGGCAAUAAAUUAUUGUAAAUACAUUAUAUACUGGAAUGAUAACUUCUGCCUUGACAGUUGUUAUGCUACUCUAUUUUAUUAAUUCAAAAAGACGCUGUAUACAUCACAGCUCAAAUAAAAAAGGCUUAAAACGGUAUACAUUGCAUAUUAAUGCGUUGAAUUAAUGAAAGGAUUUAUAGAACUAUCAUGAAUUGGUGAGUGAGAUACUUUGUUUGUGAGUGUGUUGGAAAUAUAUUCAGAGAUCCUCUGGAUGUGACGUAAAGAACUUAAUUCCUUUUCUGUGAUGAAUCCAAUGGCAUUCCAGACUGCAAUAAAAGUUUAAUAGGAAUAAUGUA